Molecule: messenger RNA, 2192 nt
Organism: Dromiciops gliroides (monito del monte)
Lineage: Eukaryota; Metazoa; Chordata; Mammalia; Microbiotheria; Microbiotheriidae
Gene: MTX1
Product: metaxin 1
Exons: 8
Coding region: 44-2062 (672 amino acids)
Biological process (GO): mitochondrion organization
Cellular component (GO): SAM complex
Source: RefSeq, a predicted model, not a curated record
CUAGCAGCGCGGGCUGCUCCAAACAUAACGCGCCACGGAAAGCAUGCAGCUCGGGGGACCCCCCCGCGCCCCGCCUCGGGGGCAGCCUCCCCCGGGGGCCCAGGGCACCCGAGGCCACAGACAGAAGAAGAGCUGGGGCUUAUUCCUAGUGAAAGACUGCGAGCAACACCGCGGCCCGGAGGCUAGGGGAGGCCACCCUCCAGCCCUGACCACGACCUCGACUCGGAGCCCGGGCCGUUCUUCGCAGCGGUCCCUCCAUCUCCACUUCCAAGGCCUUUCCCCCUCUCCUUCCCACAGAGCCUCUCCGGAGCGAGCCCCCUACUCCCAGAAACACAACAGUCGCUCCCCCGCCCCACUCCGGAGCCCCUCCCCGAAGCGAGCCCCCCACCACCAAGAACACCGAAGUCGCUCCCCAGCCCCGCCCCGUAGCCCCUCCCCGAAACGAGCCCCCCACCACCAAGAACACCGAAGUCGCUCCCCAGCCCCGCCCCGUAGCCCCUCCCCCAAAAGAGCUCCCCACCGCCAUGAACACCGAAGUCGCUCCCCAGCCCCGCCCCGUAGCCCCUCCCCCAAGCGAGCCCCCCACCGCCAUGAACACCGAAGUCGCUCCCCAGCCCCGCCCCGUAGCCCCUCCCCAAAGAGAGUCGCCCACCACCACGAACGCUACAGCCGUUCCCCCGCCCCGCCCCGUAGCCCCUCCCCAAAGCGAGACUCCCAUCAUCAUGAACACCGAAGCCGCUCCCCCGCCCCGCCCCGUAGCCCCUCCCCAAAGAGAGUCGCCCACCACCACGAACGCUACAGCCGUUCCCCCGCCCCGCCCCGUAGCCCCUCCCCAAAGCGAGACUCCCAUCAUCAUGAACACCGAAGCCGCUCCCCCGCCCCGCCCCGUAGCCCCUCCCCAAAGAGAGCCUCCCACCACCAUGGACACCGUAGCCCCUCCCCCGGGAGGCCUCUCUACGCCUCGGUUCGUGGCCACGCCCCCGAAAAGGUUUCUGCCCAGCCUCCUGGAGGCCCCGCCCCCCUCUUUCACCAGGCCCCCGAGAGGGCCUACCCCGCCCACUGGUGCUCAGAGAGCUUGGAGGUGCUUCCGGGACAGAGGGCGGAAAAGAUGGCGGCGCCCAUGGAGCUGUACUGCUGGGCUGGGGGCUGGGGCUUGCCGUCCGUGGAUUUGGAGAGCCUCGUGGUGUUGACCUAUGCCAGAUUCACUGGGGCCCCUCUCAAGGUACACAAGAUCACCAACCCCUGGAGGAGCCCCUCAGGAACCUUGCCUGCCCUCCGAACAAGUGAUGCUGGGGUCAUCUCACAGCCACACAAGAUCAUCACUCAUCUAAGGAAACAGAAAUACAAUGCAGACUAUGAUCUUUCAGCCCGGCAGGGGGCAGAUACCUUGGCCUUCAUGUCACUGCUGGAAGAGAAGUUGCUACCUGUGUUGAUCCACACUUUCUGGGUUGAUGCCAAGAACUACGUGGAACUGACUCGAAAGUGGUAUGCUGAAGCCAUGCCCUUCCCCCUCAACCUGUUCUACCCAGGCCGAAUGCAGAAGAAACACCUAGCUCGGCUGCAGCUCUUGUGUGGGGAUCAGAGGCCUGAGGAGGAGGAAGAAGUGGAGAAGGAGCUCUAUCGAGAGGCCCGGGAGUGCCUGACUCUGCUCUCUCAGCGUCUGGGAUCCCAGAAGUUCUUCUUCGGAGACUCUCCUGCCUCCCUGGAUGCCUUUGUCUUCAGCUAUGUGGCCUUGCUGCUUCAGGCUAAGCUGCCUAAUGGGAAACUACAAAGCCAUGUUCGAGGGCUGAGCAACUUGUGUGCUUACUGCACCCAUAUCCUCAGUCUCUACUUCCCUUGGGAUGGAGCUGAAGCACCACCCCCACGCCCAGCACCUUCAGCCUCAGAGACUGACGAAGAACCGUACCGGCGGAGGGGGCAGAUCCUGUCAGUGUUGGCUGGUGUGGCAGCCAUGGUGGGCUAUGCCCUGCUCAGCGGCAUCAUCUCGAUACAGCGGGCAGCUCCUACUCGAACAUCAGGCACCCGGGCCUUGGGUAUCGCUGAGGAAGAGGAGGAUGAAUAACAUCCUGAUGUUCCCUGAACUGACUUUCCUACUGCUGUGCAUUCCAAUUGGCCCCUGUCCGCCCCCAUUUGGGGCACUUCCAGAGGUGGGGUGGCCAUUUCCACCUCCUGGAAUAAAUUUGCUCACAGUG